UGGCGGCUCCGGCGGCGGAGGAGGAACGGCCCCGAGCGGGGCGGGGGGCGCCGGGUGUUGAGCAACGAGCGGGGCGGGGCGGGGGGGAUUUAAGCCGCGCGGAGCCGCGCCGAGCUCUUCCCGGCGUCCCGCGGCCCGAGCGACGAGCUUCGAGCGGGGAUCGCUGCGGGCUGAGCCCGGUACGAGCCGCCAUGACCGAAACGACGCGUUACUCGGGCGGUGGGUUCGUCCACAUCAAAAACCCGCACCUGGAGGCGAUGGAUGAGGACGUCCUGUAUCACUUGGACCUGGGGACGAAGACGCACGACCUGCCGGCGAUGUUCGGGGACGUGAAGUUCGUCUGCGUUGGCGGCAGCCCCAACAGGAUGAGGGCGUUUGCCCAGUUCGUGCACAAGGAGUUGGGGCUGGAGGGCGACGGGGAGGACCUGGCCGACAUCUGCGCGGGGACGGACCGCUACGCCAUGUACCGCGUGGGACCCGUGCUGUCCAUCAGCCACGGAAUGGGCAUCCCUUCAGUGUCCAUCAUGCUGCACGAGCUGAUCAAACUGCUGCACCACGCCAAAUGCCGGGACGUCACCAUUAUCCGCAUUGGAACUUCUGGAGGCCUAGGGGUGCAGGCCGGCUCCGUGGUGAUCACAGACCGGGCGGUGGACGCCUGCUUCCAGCCGCGCUUCGAGCAGGUGGUGCUGGGCGACGUGGUGGUGCGGGGCACCGACCUGGAUGGGGGCCUUGUGGAGGAGCUGCUGGCCUGCAGCAAGGACAUCCCUGACUUCCCCACGCUCGUCGGGCACACCAUGUGCACCUAUGACUUCUAUGAAGGUCAGGGGAGGUUGGACGGAGCUCUGUGCUCGUUCUCCAAUGAAAGGAAGCUGGAGUAUUUACAGCGAGCUCACGAUGCUGGAGUGAGAAACAUUGAGAUGGAGUCCACGGCGUUCGCUGCGCUGUGCGGGCUGUGCGGGCUGAGAGCUGCCGUGGUCUGCGUGACGCUCCUGGACCGGCUGCAGGGGGAUCAGAUCCGCGCGUCGCACGCGGUGCUGCAGGAAUAUCAGCAGCGGCCGCAGCGCCUGGUGGCUGCCUACAUCCGGAGCCGGCUGGGGCUGGGAGCUGCUGCGGGCAACACGCGGCCCGACAGACACUGAGCGCUCUGCCAUCCAUGGCACCGACCCACAGCACGGCGAGACGAGCUGGAAAGCAGGAAGGGCAGAAUGGGGGGGCACGAGCCCCCAGGGCUGUGGAGGCGCCGCUGCCUGCAGGGAGCUGAACUGCAAACACUGCAGUGCUGGGGGAUCCAACCAGCUGCAAUGCCGGCAGUGCUGCUCAGGAAAUAACAGCGCGCCCCACCGGCUCCUGGGGGUGGAAGGACCGUCCUGCAGGAGCCCCCAGGGGAGCACGCUGCUCCCGGUGCGGCUGAGCCAACAGCACACAGCUCAUCUGCCACCAGCCGGGCUGCGAGCGCCGCCCCGUGCUGUAAAUGGGCUCGUGGGGGGGGGCGCACAUGGGGGUUACGCACAAUCCCAGCCUAAUGACCAUUGGAACCGCUCCCAGGUUUGCAGGCUCACAAUUCACUUGCAAGUGAAUUUGGGCAUUUUUAGAACAGCGACUUACAGGAUUCAGGAAUUCAGAUAAAUAAAAGUGCUACACGUCAAAAAAACUUGACAUAGUAUCUCCAAUAUUUCUAAAAGCACAAAACAUUUC
Messenger RNA from Coturnix japonica (Japanese quail), 1695 nucleotides. RefSeq names its product uridine phosphorylase 2 (gene UPP2). Gene Ontology annotation, cellular component: cytosol; cytoplasm. The record is from RefSeq and is a predicted model, not a curated record. Gene Ontology annotation, biological process: nucleotide catabolic process; uridine catabolic process. Gene Ontology annotation, molecular function: uridine phosphorylase activity. NCBI's taxonomy places the organism in Eukaryota, Metazoa, Chordata, Aves, Galliformes, Phasianidae.